UGUGGUGAGCACAAAGCGAACUAUUCUUUCGCCUUUUACUAAAGAAUACCGUGUGCUCUCCACGCUAAGUGGCAUACGCCUAUUUUUGGAGGGAUCGAUCUUCGGGUCGACCCAACAAUUCUCAGUUUAAUCUUUUUACUCUCUGUUAGCUUUACUUCGAGUAGAGAAGCUUGAAGAUUUGGUAUACCGAGUAAUGGCUGUCGUGAUCUUAGUCUCUGAACCUAGGUAGCUAAUACUAGUGGAACAAAUUGUUUAGCUUAGAUCCCCUUCUUGUUAGUUUGGGCGGAGCCAUAUGUGACCAACUUCGCUAGAUGGUGCUGGCGGAGUCAUUGGUUUUGCUCUGUUUAAUUUUUCCGGGACUAGUGUUGUUAUUUAUUUUUUUCAAAACCCAAUUAUGAUUUUAGUAUUUUUGCCGAUUAUAAGAUUGAAUUUGCUGGAGGAGGAUGAUGAGGUUGUGAGAUUUGCAUUUUUUCUCAAAGUUAAAAAAAAAGAGCCAUUGAACUGAUCAAUGAUUCUGUCCUAACAUUAACACAUGAUUGAAUAUAGUCGAACAUAUUUGGAAGUUCGGAACAAUUUCAUCCCGAGAUGAUCAUAUGUCCAAUUAAACAAAUCUUGAUCAAAAACAGGAAGGUGCAGUAUGUUCAGUAACAAGUUUUUAAACUAAAUAUUAACUGAUGUUGUAACGCUGGAUUCAGUUGUUAACACUGUGAGGCUGGUUAUUGUUUUUUUUUUUUCCUUUCUUUAAGGUUGUGUAUUACAUGGAAGAGAGAAUACACACAUAAAACUAAAGAAAACAAUAGAUUUGGCUUUGAAGAAGUUACUAGGAAUAGGAGAUUUGCUAAUUAUGGUUAAUUUUAUGAGUCUUCCUCAUUUUACUCACAUCCUCUCUUCUUUCCUCAGCACAAAUUUUUUUGCUGUCGUUUAUGUUUUUCCAAGUUGUCCUCCUCCACCUCCUCAAUUCUCUCUGUUUUUCUAUCUGCCUGUCUCUCAUUUUUUUUCCUUUAUCAAAACGAAGAACUCCUUCUCUCUCCUCGUGCAUUUGAAUUCUUAAACCCGAAUCCGUCUGGUCCUUCUUUUUGUCCUUCUUGCCUUCCCCUCCGUGAUGGUUCGUCAUUCUCGGAGGGAGUCCUUUUCUGAAAUGGCCGGCUUAGAGGUUUGUUCCGAUACUGAUCUCCUCUGGCCAUUCGGGAAGCUUGAUGGUCUUGAUCGAGAUGAAAUCCGUGAAACAGCAUAUGAGAUCUUUUUCGCGGCAUGUCGAUCAUCACCUGGAUUCGGAGGUAGAAAUGCUCUCACGUUCUACUCGAAGCACAAUGGUGGUGACCAUCAAGGAGAUGGAGUAGGAGGAGGAGGAGGAGGAGGAGGAGGAUCUGGAUCGUCUAACGGGUCUGGCUUCGGAUCUUUAGGGAGGAAGGAGGUUGUGACAACACCAACAAGCCGAGUGAAACGAGCGUUAGGGUUGAAGAUGCUAAAACGAUCUCCGUCUAGGCGAAUGUCGACAGUAGGUACAGUUGCGGGAGCCGUGUCAGCUCCUUCAUCCCCUGGUAAAAAUGGAAGCAUUGGAGGUGGUUCAGGACACAUUAGCCCUGGGGCUGGGUUUCUCACUGUGCCACCUUCUCGACCUCGACGACCGUUAACCUCCGCAGAAAUCAUGAGGCAACAGAUGAGAGUGACGGAACAGAGUGACACUAGGCUUCGGAAAACCCUAAUGAGGACGCUUGUUGGCCAAACGGGUAGGCGAGCAGAGACAAUAAUCCUUCCAUUAGAGCUGCUCCGUCACGUGAAAUCAUCGGAGUUUGGUGAUAUACAUGAGUAUCAAAUUUGGCAAAGACGACAACUCAAAGUCCUUGAAGCUGGCCUUCUCCUUCAUCCAUCAAUCCCUCUUGAUAAGGCCAACAACUUUGCAAUGCGUCUCCGAGAAAUCAUCCGCCAGAGCGAGACAAAACCCAUUGACACCAGCAAAACCUCAGAGACAAUGCCGACACUUUGCAACGUUGUCACCUCUUUAUCAUGGCGCAAUAGCAACCCUAACACCGAGGUUUACCAUUGGGCCGAUGGAUACCCACUCAACGUACAUCUCUAUGUGGCACUUUUGCAGUCUAUUUUUGACAUACGUGAUGAGACGUUGGUUCUUGAUGAGAUUGAUGAGCUUUUGGAACUGAUGAAGAAGACAUGGUUAAUGUUGGGGAUUACACGAUCUAUGCAUAACUUGUGUUUCACUUGGGUUCUGUUCCAUCAAUACAUUGUGACAUCUCAGAUGGAGCCAGACUUGCUUGGUGCCUCUCACGCCAUGUUGGCUGAAGUUGCCAAUGACGCCAAGAAGUCUGAUCGUGAGGCUCUUUACGUGAAGCUCUUGACUUCGACGUUAGCAUCAAUGCAAGGAUGGACUGAAAAAAGGUUGUUGAGCUAUCAUGAUUAUUUCCAACGAGGGAACGUGGGAUUGAUCGAGAGUCUUCUACCAUUAGCAUUGUCUUCGUCUAAGAUUUUGGGGGAGGACGUGACAAUCUCUCAAGGGCAUAGUCAAGAGAAAGGUGAUGUGAAAUUGGUGGAUUCUUCAGGGGAUCGGGUCGAUUACUAUAUAAGAGCAUCUAUUAAAAACACAUUCUCAAAGGUUAUAGAAUACAUGAAGACCGAAAUCGCGGAAACAGAGGAAGGAGAAGAAGCGGCAACUAUGUUGAUUCGGCUAGCUAAAGAGACAGAGGAUCUUGCAUUGCGAGAGCGCGAGUGUUUUAGCCCGAUACUUAAGAGAUGGUACAUGGUUGCAGCUGGAGUCGCCUCUGUUUCACUUCAUCAAUGUUAUGGUUCCAUCUUGAUGCAAUACUUAGCUGGUCGAUCAACUAUUACUAAAGAGACAGUUGAAGUUCUGCAAACGGCAGGGAAGCUUGAGAAGGUUCUUGUGCAGAUGGUGGCUGAAGACUCAGAAGAAUGUGAAGACGGAGGCAAAGGGCUUGUUAGAGAGAUGGUUCCGUAUGAAGUCGAAUCAAUUAUACUAAAACUACUACAACAAUGGAUUGAAGAGAAGUUAAAAACAGUUCAAGAAUGCUUGAGCAGAGCAAAAGAAGCUGAAACAUGGAACCCAAAAUCAAAAUCAGAACCUUAUGCACAAUCUGCUGGAGAGUUGAUGAAGCUAGCGAAUGAUGCGAUCGAUGAAUUCUUUGAGAUCCCUAUUGGGAUUACAGAGGAUUUGGUUCAUGAUCUUGCUGAAGGAUUAGAAAAACUCUUUCAAGAAUACACCACAUUCGUAGCAUCUUGCGGUUCAAAACAGAGUUACAUUCCUACACUUCCUCCACUUACAAGAUGUAACCGAGACUCAAAAUUCGUGAAGCUAUGGAAGAAAGCUACUCCGUGUACUGCCUCAGGAGAAGAACUUAACCACCUCGGUGAAGCCUUACCUGGCAACCACCCACGUCCUUCCACUAGCCGCGGAACACAGCGUCUCUACAUACGUCUCAACACUUUACAUUUCUUAAGCUCUCAACUUCACUCCCUCAACAAAGCCCUCUCGCUCAACCCGAGGGUCCUCCCCGCGACGCGGAAACGUUGCCGCGAACUAACCAAGUCAUCCUCGUAUUUCGAAUUCACUCAAGCGGGAAUCGAAUCUGCAUCACAACAUGUCUCCGAGGUUGCGGCCUACCGAUUAAUCUUCCUCGACUCAUACUCGGUCUUCUACGAAAGCCUCUACACGGGAGAUGUCGCUAACGCGAGGAUCAAACCCGUGUUGAGGAUCUUGAAACAGAACCUAACGUUAAUGACCGCGAUUCUCGCGGACCGAGCACAAGCAUUAGCGAUGAGAGAAGUCAUGAAGGCUUCGUUCGAAGUGGUUCUAACGGUUCUACUCGCGGGAGGACAUUCCCGAGUUUUCUAUCGAACGGAUCACGAUUUGAUCGAGGAAGAUUUCGAGAGCUUAAAGAAGGUUUAUUGCACUUGCGGCGAAGGACUUAUCCCUGAAGAAGUGGUGGAUCGAGAGGCAGAGACAGUUGAAGGAGUGAUUCAACUUAUGGGACAACCAACAGAACAGCUUAUGGAAGACUUUAGCAUCGUGACGUGCGAGUCAAGCGGAAUGGGAUUGGUUGGGACCGGACAAAAACUCCCCAUGCCUCCAACAACUGGACGUUGGAAUAGGUCGGAUCCAAACACGAUUUUGCGAGUUCUUUGCUAUAGAAACGAUCGUGUCGCUAAUCAAUUUUUGAAAAAAUCGUUCCAAUUGGGUAAACGAAGAUGACACUAGUUAUUACAAAAUAUAUUCAAAAAAAUGUCAUCUUCCUCUAUCCUGUGACUGUUGUAUUUGUAUAUGUGUUUCGAGAUUUAAGAGUUACAAAACAAA
Molecule: messenger RNA, 4321 nt
Organism: Camelina sativa (false flax)
Lineage: Eukaryota; Viridiplantae; Streptophyta; Magnoliopsida; Brassicales; Brassicaceae
Source: RefSeq, a predicted model, not a curated record